GACAUCGACACAUCGUGUUCACCAGUCAUCGUAAAGUACUAUUCGUUAAUUCGUUAUAGGCCGAUGUUUAACCUGUCCUGUAUAUCUUAAAUCGUUAUUCAGACUCACAGAUCCACCCAUCCAAUAUGGCAAUAUAAUAUAAUAUAUCCAAAGAGUAAAUCCCUAACGUCGUUACUUGUUAUUAUUACUAACUAUGAGGUUUUGUCAAUGUUUUUUCUCGAUUAAUAAUAAUAUUAAAAUUAACGCUUGAGUAAAAAUAUUGGAAAAUAACAAGACAGAAUAAUUUCUGCCGGUAUGCAGUAUCCUAGGAGAAAUAAAUAAGCCUAAAAUAUAAACGCAACUACUUGAUUUUGAAUAGUUUUCAAUUUUUUUUUUCAAAACUACCAUGGCGAAACCAUCAGCGAAGAGUUCAACACGAGUUCCAAAAAUGGUUGUUUUUGAUUUAGAUUAUACAUUGUGGCCAUUUUGGGUUGACACUCAUAUGGAUCCCCCUUUUCAUAAAAAUGGAGAUGGUAAAGUAGUUGAUUCCAGAGGUUAUGUAGUUCAAUAUUAUCCAGAUACGCCAAAAGUCUUGAAAUAUCUUCAGGAAAAAAAUAUUGGCAUGAGUGUAGCUUCAAGAACUGGAGAAACUGAUGGAGCUGAGCAACUCAUACAAUUAUUUGGUUGGAAUAAAUAUUUUCAAAACAAACAAAUUUAUCCUGGUAGCAAGGUCACACAUAUAAAUAAGAUAAGCAAAAAUUGUAAUAUCAAACUGGAGGAAAUGAUUUUUUUUGAUGAUGAAGAACGGAACAUUGUUGAUGUAGAACAUUUAGGAGUAGUAUCGAUAUUAAUAAGAAAGGGAAUGACAAUGCCAGUUUUAAUUAAUGGUUUGAAAACAUUUUCGGAUAUAAGAUCAAAUGUGUGAACUGUUGUGUUAUUGUUAUAAGUAUUAUAACCAUGAGUUAAAUACUUUAUAAGAUAUGUAAUGUUUGAAACGGCCAACGGGACUUCAUUAUUGUGUUAUCAUGUAUAUUUUUUUUCUAUACCAUACAGAUAUAUUAUGAUAGAAAUAUAGAAUGAUGUAUUGCAGUAUUUCCCAACCUAUGGGUCGCAAAAUAUUUUUGAUGGGUCGCGAUGGUCGUAAACUAAUAAGAAAAAAUCUUGAUUAGGUAUGAAAAUAAAAAAAAGGAAAAUAAUUUUAGCUGCGAAGUAAUUAAAAAUGGUUUUUUUAUAUUUUAUUUUAUACAUCUAUUUACACCUAGGUAUAAUUAUAAUGGAAAGUAUACUGGGCCUUAUUUAGACAUUUUACGCCCCUAGGCUUAAAAUCCAUGGCGCUCAAUAGAUACAUUUUUAUAUCAUAGUAAAUUAGUAAAGUGAUUUUAGCAAAACUUUUUUAACCAGGGACCAUAAAAAAAUUAAUUGUAAAAAAUUGAUUAUAAUAAAAUAUAUUAUUUACAAUACUA
This is a messenger RNA of Metopolophium dirhodum (rose-grain aphid), 1442 nucleotides long. Its product is annotated as magnesium-dependent phosphatase 1-like. The coding region runs from base 386 to 904 and encodes 172 amino acids. The record is from RefSeq and is a predicted model, not a curated record. Gene Ontology annotation, molecular function: acid phosphatase activity. The transcript is spliced from 6 exons. Lineage: Eukaryota; Metazoa; Arthropoda; Insecta; Hemiptera; Aphididae.